GACACCUUCACAUUCACCAUGGAUGACCUCGCGAAGUGUCUGCCAGCGGGGCGUCAAGAGAAUGGCAGUAACUCGUCCGAUACAGAACCGAUCCAGGAGAAGAAUAAUCUCGACAAUGUCGUUAUAAAACGGGCAGUAACAUUCGAUGAUCACGACGAGGACGCGACUAGAGAAGCCCCACUGAUAUUGAACUCCCGGAAGAUGAGCAAUGGAAAUGGAAAUGUGAAGAGAAGCAUACCACCAACGUUGAAACCUGUGGUUGAUGCUCGUUUGAAUAGCCCGGAGCCCUCGCGAUGUCCUAACGCUGCACCGGGUCGAAAACUUUGCAGAAUACGUAGAAGUGGUCGCCAUUCGAAAUACGUCAACCGAGUCAAAUACAAAACUUCAUGCAGUAGGGAGAAAUUUUUGUUGAUGGCAUUAGAGACCGAGAACAACAAUCUGGAGACAUUCACAGAAUUGUGGAAGAAGGUUGACAGGGAGAAGAAAGUUGAACAGAAAUUGCGAUGUAGGGUUAAUGAUGAAGGAUCAAGUGAUAAUGCCGAUAAACCCGAAAGGAAGAUCAGUUCUGGAUCACAUGUAAGGCUACCACUAUCCCAUGUUUCUUACUCAGUAAUAUUAGUAGAGAUGUUGCUAGCAUACCAGACUAGGGUCAAGUGUGGUUUGGGCGACAACGACUCCAUUUACUUCCCUCCCAUUGGCUAG
Strongylus vulgaris is the source of this 702-nucleotide messenger RNA. Lineage: Eukaryota; Metazoa; Nematoda; Chromadorea; Rhabditida; Strongylidae. The record is from the annotation of a GenBank genome assembly.